Drosophila miranda is the source of this 4325-nucleotide messenger RNA. RefSeq lists its product as uncharacterized. Bases 1911 to 4325 code for a protein of 804 amino acids. Gene Ontology annotation, biological process: monoatomic cation transmembrane transport. The record is from RefSeq and is a predicted model, not a curated record. Gene Ontology annotation, molecular function: protein-containing complex binding; intracellularly cGMP-activated cation channel activity; cGMP binding. Gene Ontology annotation, cellular component: plasma membrane; intracellular cyclic nucleotide activated cation channel complex. Lineage: Eukaryota; Metazoa; Arthropoda; Insecta; Diptera; Drosophilidae. The transcript has 6 exons.
GGUCCCGUGCGAUGAACUAGUGAAUUGCGCGAGAGACGAGCUGACGGAAUACGGAAUUCGGAAUCUCGGGUUCGAACAACGCACCGCAAUCGGUAAUUCGGGUGGAAAACUUAAAAUUCGGUACAUUUUCAAAUCGCACAGCCCGGAUUUUCGGCUGGUGAGCAGCUGUUGGCCGGAAUAGGCUGGCUGGCUGGACCGUGUAUUAGCAGCAGCCGCAGAAAUAUCGAAACUCCCCUCCGCCACGUGUGUUUUAGUCCGACUCGGAUGCGGGUCGGUGGCAUCCAUCGCGGACGCUGAUGCGAAAAACGCAAACGGCUUACAUUUAUUAUGCAAACGGGACGACACCGAAGCAACAACAGCGAAUGAGCGGAGCGGUACAGAAAAGGAGAGCACGGAGAACAACAGACAAACGAUAAAAAAACGUUCUUGAAACCACACAUCCUAACGAAAAAAAAGACCUCCAGCAACGGUACAAAAGAGCGAAAGGAAAACGAAAGUGAGAAAUCAUAUCGGCGGCCGUUAAAAAACUGGAAAGCGCUCAUCCUCUCCUCUUCUAUCCCCCAAACUCUUUUUUUCUAUUCUAUUCUCUCCUCUACACUCUACUCUCCUCUCGUGUUUUCCUUCUCCUUUUUUUUUUGUUUUGUUGUACACAGACAACGAAAAAUUUGUCAUCGCAGCGGCGGAGCGGAGAAGAACAAAAGGAACGAAUCUCGUGGUGUUUGCAGGGGGGAAAGCAUCACACAAAGAGGAUAGAAAGAACGAAAUAAUAAAACACCGAGUGCGGGCGAGAAAGAGAAGGAACAACCCUGAGCCCCCAGCUCAAUGUCCUACCCCCGCUGGAGACGACACGACGACGCACUCACGCGCACGUGUCGAGGCGCAUAAGCUUCGCACUUGACUUGAACAUUAAACGCGUAGGGCUCUGCUCAGCCCCGCUGCCAGUCGCCCUCCCUUCACCGCCCCUCGUGCGUUAUGGAAAUUCUGGAGGCCUAUAUCGUCGUACUGCUUCUGUCGGCCCCGGCCACGGUCCUGCUUCCCUGCCGCGGAGUUGUACCGCCUCCUCCUCCAUGCCACCAGCAGGCCGUAAAAUGCUGAAAAAUCUGCAGCCUUUCAACGCAAUUUUUUACAGCUGUCAACGUGCGCUCAGCCUCACUGUGUGAGUAGCGUGUGUGUGCGUGUGUGUGGAGGUGGGUGGUGUGUGUGCCGUGUGUGGCAUAGUUAUUUCCACUUGGGCGGCAAGGUCACCGCCACACGAAAAUUGAAAAGCAACGCCAGAGCCGCCAAAAAAACAAAGCGAAAAGCAUGUCUAGGACUCGCAGGAUCAGCAGCAGGACAAGGAGCAACAGCAACAGCAACAGCAUCGGCAGCAGCAGGAGAAACCCACAUCCCACAACCGUCGCCUCGAUUCCGUUGCAAAAAUGCUUGAGAAAUAUGUCGCCACAUACUAUGUGCGUGUGUGUGAGCAAGUGAAAUUAAAAUUCCCGCAUGCCUAAUGAAUUCACCAUCCGAAAUAUGUGCCCCAAACGUUUGACGCACGUCCCCGCCGCAGCAGCCGCAGCCGCCUGUAUCUGUGUUCGUGUUGCGCGAGUGUCACCGUAUCUGUGAAAGUGAACGUGUAUGUGUGUGUGUGUGUAUGUGUGUGUAAGCAAAAACAACAGUUAAAAAACAAUGGUUAACUAAACCAAGAGAAAGAGCACAAGAUAAAGAAAGAAAGAGCUAAGAAAGGAAAGCACAAGUGAAAACUAAGGCAAAGAAACAGCUGGGAAAUACUUGGCAAUUUUAGGCGAAAAGACGCAGCUAAAAGGAGCAGCCAGCAGCCAGAAAACAGAAGCAUCCUUUGAAGAGUGAAAGAGUGAGAAGAGGAGUGGCUAGUGGCAAGCAUCCGCAUCCUAAACAACAAUCUGGAGGGCAUGUCCACAGCCAAAAGGCUGGUGCUCUCGGUGGCCAUUGCUGAUUCGGCGACGUCCAAGUCCAAGGCAAGGGCUACGCCCAGCCUGAGGCGCGACGCUGCCAUCGAUACCGAUGCCGAAGGGACAAAUGUGGCAGAUGACUAUGACAAUGACAAUAUCCUCCACGUCGAUGUCAAUAGGGAUACUGCUGAUGAUGAACGAUGGCCCAAUGCCCGGCCGCAGGCUCCCCCUAGCACUAGCAUUCGCAGUCGCACUCAUGCACCCGCUGAUAUGGCCAAUGACAGGACGCAGACCAGAACAACAAUAGCAAUUCGUCAGAACAGCAACAUCUGCAGCAACACCAACAGAACUACAACUGCAACUGCAGCAGCCACUUCUUAUAGAUUAGCGCCGAGAGCCAGCUUUCCGGAAAUCAUGCAGCCCCGUCUCUCCCUCAACGGGUUGCUGAACCCCUCGCUGAUGCCCUCGCCGCGACCGCUGUACCGGGACCACAGCUCGAGGUCCAUCAAUCCGCUGACCGCCUACGAGCAGCAGAUGGCCGAACUUGAUGGAAGUUUCUAUGCCAGCAAUGCUGGCUAUCUGGGCGCCGGGAUGGGUGGCAGUGCUGUCGGUGCCACAAUUUGCACGAAUCUGACGGUGGGCGGCGGCUCGAGUGGCGCGCCCAGUGGGGGUCUGUCACACGGUGGUGGUACCAUUGGUGGUGGUAGUGCCGCCAUACACACAACCGAACUCUCAAUUACGCCCACAAUGGCCGCCGAUGAGCAUUUCAUCGAUCUGGGGAGCCUGCGUCGCUUCUCGAUCGAUCGCCAGAGCUUUCUCGAUCUAGGACCAAAGUUUGGCAUGUCCCAGCCGAAAUUCGGCCAGAGCGUCUCGCAACAAGGUUUCUUCACGUCACACGACAGCCUGGCCACACCAUGCGCCUCCCGAGCCUCCAACUCUCAAAUGGCCACCGUAAGCACUGCCUCCGAAAUGGAUCUACUGCACAACAAGCAACGCAACAAGUCGCGUGGCCGACUGAAAACAACAGGCAGCGGCGACCAGCGGCUCCUGGGGGGCACGGGCACCUGGAACCGGUCAAUGGGCCGCGGCUCACAGGAUAACACGCUGGCCGGCGGUGAAGCCACCAGCAUACCCAUGGGAGGGCAUACUCAAUACGGUGGCAACUACUGCAACGGCACAGAUCGCUACCCGCGUUCACGAUCACAGCACCAGCAGCCUCACCAUAAUGCUGCCCCAGCCCCGCACCGCUAUCAGCUGCAGCAUUCGAUAUCCGCGGCGACGCACCAGCGACACUCACACGGAACGUCCUCACAGGGAGGAGAUGGCUCGGGGCACCACGGUGGCCAAUCCCAUCCAGCACACCAUGGAGGCGGCGGUUGUGGAGCCGGGUCACAAGGAGGACAACCACACCACAAGAAGGCGCAUCGCACCGCCUCGCAGCGAAUUAGAGCGGCCACGGCGACCCGUAAGCUUCACUUUGUGUUCGAUCCGGCGGGGCGGCUGUGCUACUACUGGUCCAUGGUGGUGUCCAUGGCCUUUCUGUACAACUUCUGGGUGAUAAUCUACCGCUUCGCCUUCCAGGAGAUCAAUCGUCGCACGAUUGCGAUCUGGUUCUGCCUUGACUACUUGUCGGACUUCCUCUAUCUGAUUGACAUCUUUUUUCACUUCCGCACCGGCUAUCUGGAAGACGGGGUGCUCCAGACAGAUGCCCUGAAGCUGCGGACCCACUACAUGAACUCGACGAUCUUCUACAUCGACUGCCUGUGCCUGUUGCCGCUGGACUUUCUCUAUCUGUCCAUCGGCUUCAACUCGAUUCUGCGCAGCUUCCGGCUGGUUAAGAUCUACCGCUUCUGGUCCUUCAUGGACCGCACCGAGCGGCACACGAACUACCCGAACGUCUUUCGCUCGACGGCCCUCAUCCACUAUCUGCUUGUGAUAUUCCACUGGAACGGCUGUCUCUACCACAUCAUCCACAAGAACAACGGCUUCGGGUCCCGCAACUGGGUCUACCACGACUCCGAGUCGGCGGACGUAGUGAAGCAGUAUCUGCAGAGCUACUACUGGUGCACUCUGGCCCUCACAACCAUCGGAGACCUGCCCAAGCCGCGCUCCAAGGGCGAGUAUGUGUUUGUGAUAUUGCAAUUGCUAUUUGGCCUGAUGCUCUUUGCCACGGUCCUCGGCCAUGUGGCCAACAUUGUGACGUCUGUGAGUGCAGCACGCAAGGAGUUUCAAUCCAAGCUGGACGGCGUCAAGACGUACAUGCGGAUGCGACGUGUCCCGAAUCAUCUGCAGGUGAAGGUCAUCAAAUGGUUCGAUUACCUGUGGCUCACGCAAAAGUGCUCGGACGAGGAGCGCGCCGUGUCCUGUCUUCCUGAUAAACUAAAGGCAAGUAAAGGGUCGCCCUAUACAACAUGA